Oryzias melastigma (Indian medaka) is the source of this 3999-nucleotide messenger RNA. It is a transcript of the gene myom2a, whose product is annotated as myomesin 2a. The transcript has 35 exons. Bases 16 to 3984 code for a protein of 1322 amino acids. NCBI's taxonomy places the organism in Eukaryota, Metazoa, Chordata, Actinopteri, Beloniformes, Adrianichthyidae. The record is from RefSeq and is a predicted model, not a curated record. Gene Ontology annotation, molecular function: protein binding.
UAAGUGCAUCCAUACAUGGGGUGGAAGGGGACCGGCAUUCCUCCGGUGAGAGGGGAAUAUUUUUGUUACCAUCAGCAAGUGCUUCCCAAGCGGCACCAGGCUGCUCUCUGCCACCGCUUUGCACUCUUUCAUCUCUUCAGGAAAUCCAGCUCCACAGUGGUGAAGACGGAGCAGGCCACAGAGGCGAUGGCGGAACCAGCCUACACCGUACCGGCGUUCCGGCAGAGGACGGCGGAGGGAUCUGAGGAGUACCAAAGAGUGGCUGCGAAUUUUGGGAAGGGGCUGUCCGUCAUCCAGGAGGAGCUGCACAGGAUGAGGAUGGCCACCAAAGCCCAAGUGGACAGCAUCGCCAUCCAGAGGGAAGUGAAGGACAGGAUGAUGAAGAAGGCAGAGGAGCUGGAGGACUUCCCCAAAAUGCCAGACUUCCUGGUGGCCCUGCGGUCCCACACCGUGUGGGAGAAAACCCCCGUCAAGCUCUUCUGCACGGUGGAGGGAAACCCCAGGCCCAUCGUCAAAUGGUAUAAAGGGGGAGUGCCGGUCGACCCGCUGAACGCCCCAGGAAAGUACAAGAUCGAGAGCAAGUAUGGAGUCCACAGUCUGAUCAUUAGCAGGUGUGUUGUGAGUGAUACCGCCGAGUACAGCGCCGUGGCGACCAACCAGCACGGCACCGCCACCAGCAAGGCCACAGUUACUGUGAAACGACCAGCCGGAUCCGGGGAGGCCUGCCAGCUUGGCCUGGUGCCUCACCUGACGGAGAUCCACCCCAGCAAGCUGGAGGUCACCCUGCUCGACCGGUUCCCGGUGAGCUUUGGCGUGGAGGGCGGCUCCAUCAAGCUGGUCUGCACCAUGGUGGUGGUCCCCGACCUCCCCAACAUCCCCCCCCUGGCCCAGUGGUACAGAGAUGAUAAACUGCUGAAGCCCAGCCCGCUGGCGGAGAUGAGCGUGGGAGGGGGCGCGGCCAGCCUGACGCUGCCCCACCUGGCCAAAGACGACGAGGGUCUCUACACGCUCCGCAUCUUCACCAAGGACGGCACCGCCGAGCACAGCGCCUACCUGUUCGUCUCUGAUGCCGCUCCCGCUGCCGCCGGCGCUCCCGGCGCUCCGAUGAGCGUCAAGGCCUAUGACAUCAACUCCGAUUACGUCUUGGUUGCUUGGAAACCCCCCAACACGGUCGACGAGGCGCCAAUCACCGGAUACUUUGUGGAUCGGUGUGAGGUCGGUUCCGACUCGUGGGUCCAGUGUAACGACGCCCCGGUGAAGGUGUGCAAAUACCCGGUGCACGGCCUCAGCGUGGGCCGCUCCUACCUCUUCCGGGUCAGAGCCGUGAACAAAGUCGGCAUCAGCCGGCCGUCGCGCUCGUCGGAGAAAGUGACGGCCCUGGACGCCGCCGAGAGCGAGAGGCUGCAAGGUACCGACGAAGGCGUCCCCUCUGCCCCUGGCCAGGUGGUCGCCACCAGGAACACCAAGUCGUCUGUGUUCGUGCAGUGGGACCCCCCCAAGCAGCUGAAAAACCUCAUGGGGUAUUACAUCGACGGCCGCGCCGCCGGAUCCAAGAGCUGGUUCGCCUGCAACCACAAACCCUUCAAGCACAACAGGUUUGUGGUCCACGGUUUGAUCCCGGGGGAGACCUACGUCUUCCGUGUUCAGGCGGUCAACGUGUUCGGCCUAAGCGACGAGUCGCAGGAGUCCUCCCCCAUCUCUGUGGAGCCCGCCCUCGCGACCCCCAGCGCUCCGUAUGGAAUCACCAUGCUGAGCUGCGACGGCGCCGCCAUGACUCUGGCCUGGAAGAGCCCCAAACACUGCGGCGGCUCCAAGGUCAACGCCUACUACAUCGACAAGCGCGACGCCGACACGCUGGUGUGGAAGGAGGUCAACCUGUCAGCCGUCACCGAGAGGAUCUGCACGGUGGACAACCUGAAAGAAGGAACCUUUUACGAGUUCAGGAUCCAGGCCGCCAACCUGGCGGGCGUCGGCCUGCCCUCAGCGCCCAGCGACCCCAUGAAGUGUGAAGCCUGGACCAUGGCGGAGCCAGGGCCGGCCUUCGACCUGAGCUUCAGCGAGGUCCGUGGAGACUCUCUGGUCAUCCUGUGGAAGGCUCCCGUGUAUUCCGGAGCGUCCGCCGUCACCGGAUACUUCGUGGACAUGGCCAAGGCCCGCUCCUCUGACUUUGUCACCCUAAACCAAGAAGCCGUGAGCCAUCGUUACCUGCAGGUGUCCGGGCUGCAGGAAGGGGAAAGCUACGUGUUCAGAGUCCGAGCGGUCAACGCCAGCGGAGUUGGGAAAGCUUCCCAGCUGUCGGAGCCGGUCUGCGCCAAAGCUCUUCCAGGAUCUAAGGAGAUCGUGGCUGGAGUGGACGAGGAGACCGGAGACGUCUUCCUGUCCUUCGAGGCCUGUGAGAUCUGUGAGACCUCCAAGUUCCUGUGGUCCAAGGACUACAAACCCGUCGCCGACGGCCCGCGGCUCGCCGUCUCUACGAAGGGCCGAACCUCCAGACUGACCUUCACCAACCCGGACUCGGAGGAUCUGGGCCGAUACUCGGUGGUGGUGACCGACACAGACGGGGUUUCUGCCAGCCACACCCUGACGCAGGACGCUCUGGACGCCAUGCUGGAGCUGAGCUACGCCAUCAGACACCCAGUCGUUCCUCUGAAGCACAGCCUGAACUACGAGAUCCUGGAGAAAGGUCACGUGCGCUUCUGGCUGCAGGCCGUCAAGCUGUCCAAGUCCGUGUCCUACCGCUUCAUCGUCAACGACAAGGAGGUCACCAGCGGGGAGGGUCAGAAGAUCAGUCACGACGUGGCGUCCGGAGUCAUCCAGAUGACCGUGGAUCAUUUCACCCGAGCCAAUGAGGGCACCUAUACCGUCCAGAUCACCGACGGGAAGGCCAAGACCCAGACCUCCCUGGUUCUGGUGGGAGAUGUGUUUAAAGCUGCUCUGAAGGAGGCGGAGUUCCAAAGGAAAGAGCACAUCAGGAAGCAAGGUCCUCAUUUCUCCGAGUACCUGUACUUCACCGUCACGGAGGACUGCACCGUCCUGCUCGCCUGCAAGGUGGCCAACGUGAAGAAGGAGACGAGUUUCCACUGGUACAAGGAAGACGACGAGGUCGUUCCGGAAACUCCUCCCAACGUCAUGUCCGGAGCCUGCGCUCUUCCUCUUCCUCAGUUCUCCAGGAAGGAUCAGGGCGUCUACAAGGCCGUUCUGAGCGACGACAGAGGAAAGGACUCCUCCGUGUUUGACAUCUCCGGCAAAGUUUUUGAUGACAUCAUCAACGCCAUCGCUCAGAUCGCCGGGGCGUCGGCCUCCGAGCUGGUCAUGCAGUGCACCCCAGAGGGCAUCCGGCUGCAGUGCUACAUGAACUACUACACAGAGGAGAUGAGGACCGUCUGGAAGCACAAGGAGAGCAAGAUCGCGUCCUCAGAGAAGAUGAGGAUCGGCGGCACCGCCGAGAUGGCCUGGAUGCAGAUCUGCGACCCGUCCGACAAGGAGAAAGGUCACUACGCCAUCGAGAUCUCCGACGGCGUCUCCACCUACACCCGCAAGUUCGACCUGUCCGGACAAGCGUUCACCGACGCCUACGAGGAGUACCUGCGACUGAAAGCUGCUGCUUUUGCUGAGAAAAACCGCGGCCGAGUGGUGGGAGGUCUUCCUGAUGUGGUCACCAUCAUGGAGCAGAAGUCCCUGAGCCUCACCUGCACCGUGUGGGGCGAGCCGACCCCCGAGGUCACCUGGUUCAAGAACGAGCAGGAGGUCACCUCCACCGAGCACACCAAGGUCACCUUCGACGGCGGCAAGUUCGCCAGCAUGGUCAUCACCAAGGUGACCCCGGAGGACUCGGGCAAGUACAGCAUCAACGUGCGCAACAAGUACGGCGGCGAGUUCGUGGAGAUCACUGUCAGCGUGUACCGCCACGGGGAGCCCCUCCCCGAGCCCAAGCUGGGACAGCCCAAAGCGGCCGCCCCGCCCCCCGCCGCCGCCCCCAAAUGAGCAGCAGUUGGAACU